GUAGAGGAUAUGGUGCCAUUCUCUAUGAGGAUUUCUGGCAUUUUUCAAAUCUUCAUUUUAUGGCUAUUAUCACCUUAUCUACUGAUAUUCUGUACUGACAUAUGUACAUUUCAGUUUACAUAUUCUCAUACAGUAUAAGGUUAACUGCAAAGGAAUUUACCUCAAACCCAAACAGUUCACAUAACUUCAGAGAUAAUAUGGAUUAAGCAGUUUUCAUGGUUUAAUCCAUAAAAUCACUGCAGGUUGCAGGUGUUGCUUAUAGAGUAAAGACAGAGGCAAUAGGAGAGAAAACCAGAGUAAAAAAUAUGGGGGAAAAGAUAGGUAUUUUCCUUGUAAAUGUGGCCUUGUGGGGAUUCUCUAUGAAUUGAAGCUGCUUGUAGAUAAUUCUGAGUGGAUAUAAAAAGAAGCAGGGCAAAGGAAGGUGGAACAAAUAAUCUGGAUAUAUUAGCAUCUCUUCUUAAUUGAGGUUUUUGUGGUAUAUAUAUGUUAUUUGCUUAGCCUCAGAUUUAAUGCACAAAUUUAUAAAAUGGAGUUGUUGACUUACUAUGGUUGUACCUCAUAGCCAUUCUUCAUUAAUAAGGAUAAUUGAGAGAAGAAUAUAUAUACGUCAAAAUUACAGAUAAGACAUUUCCUAGUGGGAUAACUCUAGAGCAUUUUAAAUUAAUGUGGAGAAGAACACUUUUGGAUUGUAGUCUACUUUUCUAGAUCUUGAUAAUAACCCAUUGAUGUUUCUCUUUGUAGGUACUUCUCUUGUAGGCUGAGACCAUGGACAAGGGAAAUUAUUCUAGGGUGCCGGAGUUUGUUUUGCUGGGACUCUGCAGUUCCUGGGAGCUCCAGUAUCUCUUCUUUGUGUUUUUUAACUUGUUGUACAUUGCCAUUAUACUGGGCAAUCUUCUCAUUGUUUUUACAGUGAUUUCGGAACCUGCCCUGCAUACACCCAUGUACAUCAUGCUCAGUAACCUUUCUGUUUUUGAUAUUUUUCUUGCCUCUUAUGCAACCCCUAAGAUGAUCCAUGAUUUCCUUCAUGAACCCAAGACUAUCUCCUUUGAGGGCUGCAUGGCCCAGAUAUUCUUGCUCCAUGUCUUUGCUGGUGGUGAGAUGGUGCUCCUUGUAGCCAUGGCCUAUGACAGAUGGUAGAAACAGUGGAGCAUAGAUUGAACUGUCUUAUGAAGCAGUGGGCUCCUUGUGAUUGGAGGAAACACUCUGAGGCAAGUAUGAAGACUCAUAGGAGAAAGUGGGAAACAGAAACAAACUAGAGGACACCAAACUGGAGAAAAUAAGGAAGAAGUCAAAGACUUGGACAACUUUUCCAAAGUGUAACCGCAUAUUGGAUACAUGGCUCACACAAAUGAAUCGGUGGUGUCUGAGUUUGUACUGUUGGGACUCUCUAAUUCCCGGGAACUUCAAAUUUUCUUUUUUGCCAUCUUUUCUGUAGUCUAUGUGACAUCAGUGCUAGGCAAUGUCUUAAUUAUUAUCAUUAUUUCUUUUGACUCCCGUUUGAACUCUCCUAUGUACUUCUUGCUCAGUAACCUUUCUUUCAUUGAUAUCUGUCAGUCUAACUUUGCCACCCCCAAGAUGCUUGUAGACUUUUUUGUUGAGCACAAGACUAUCUCCUUUGAGGGUUGCAUGGCCCAGAUAUUCCUCCUUCACAGUUUUGUUGGGAGUGAGAUGAUGUUGCUCGUAGCUAUGGCAUAUGACAGAUUUAUAGCCAUAUGUAAGCCCCUGCACUACGGUACAAUUAUGAACCAGAGGCUAUGUAUAAUUUUUGUGUCUAUUUCCUGGGCGGUGGGUAUUCUUCAUUCUGUGAGCCACUUGGCUUUUACAGUGGACCUGCCAUUCUGUGGUCCCAAUGAGGUGGAUAGCUUCUUUUGUGACCUUCCCUUGGUGAUAGAGCUAGCUUGCAUGGAUACAUAUGAAAUGGAAAUUAUGACCCUAACAAAUAGUGGACUGAUAUCAUUGAGCUGUUUUCUGGCUUUAAUUAUUUCCUACACGAUCAUUUUGAUCAGUGUCCGACGCAGGUCCUCCAGUGGGUCAUCCAAGGCUCUUUCUACAUUAACUGCCCACAUCACAGUGGUGAUUCUUUUCUUUGGGCCUUGCAUUUAUUUCUAUAUAUGGCCUUUUAGCAGACUUUCUGUAGACAAAUUUCUUUCUGUCUUCUACACUGUUUGUACUCCCUUGUUGAACCCCAUUAUCUACUCUCUGAGGAAUGAAGAUGUUAAAUCAGCCAUGUGGAAGCUGAGAAACCGUCAUGUGAACUCCUGGAAAAACUAAGAUUGCUAUGAAGAAGCAUAAUCCUGAAUUAGAAUGAAGAUCCUCCAAUGUAUCACAGUGUCAUGCCAACCAUCUUUGCCAGCGAUAUGGGUUGUUGAGUUACAGAAUUGGCUUUUUGUUUUAAAUCAAGGGAAUUGCA
This is a messenger RNA of Macaca mulatta (Rhesus monkey), 2410 nucleotides long. RefSeq names its product olfactory receptor, family 4, subfamily K, member 1 (gene OR4K1). Lineage: Eukaryota; Metazoa; Chordata; Mammalia; Primates; Cercopithecidae. Gene Ontology annotation, molecular function: G protein-coupled receptor activity; olfactory receptor activity. Gene Ontology annotation, cellular component: membrane. Gene Ontology annotation, biological process: G protein-coupled receptor signaling pathway. The record is from RefSeq and is a predicted model, not a curated record.